GGCAGGGGUAUAAAGUCUGUAUGCUAGUACAAUCAAGGUUAGAAUGGGUCCAAGACUGGAGUGGGUCCAGGGCUGUAGCCCCAGCUCAGAGUGACGGUCCUCAGGUAUUUCCUCCUAAGACAGCCAGGGUUGGAGUGGACCCAGAGGAGUGUUGGAGCUGCAAGUCAGAGCGGUGUAUUUCAGAACAGACAGGGAAAAACCAUCCAGGGCUUUAUUACAUCUACAACACAGGAGGGUGGAUGAAGGGAGGUGUUGCCCUUCUUUGACCACUGUGUGUUCCAGGCAAGCUAUCCAGGGCUACAGUGGAUCUACAGCACCUGUUUCCUGUACAUCCAGGACUGGCGGAGAGGAGAACUGGAUCUGCCUACACUAUAAUUGAUUGGAUUUACAUAACGCUUUUCAGUGUGCAAAGCGCUUUACAUGCCGCUGUAGGCUACACCAGGCAGCUCUCCUUCUUCCCCGAGACACCAGCGGUCAGAGUGCUGUAUGUCAGGACAUCCAGAAGAAGAGUGGAUCCAGUGCUAUAUCUGAUCUAAAACCAAGGAAGAGCAUGGAGGUUUGGAUGAGACCGCUGUGUUCCUAGACCGCUGUGUUCCUAGACCGCUGUGUUCCUAGACCUCUGUGCUCCUAGACAGCUGUGUUCCUAGACCGCUGUGUUCCUAGACCGCUGUGUUCCUAGACCGCUGUGUUCCUAGACUGCUGUGUUCCACUGUAUUAGAAUCCUCUUGACUUUCUGAGAGGAACACGGCCAUUAUGACGGAGUGGACGCUCCUCAAACGUCUCCUGGACGCCGUCCACCAGCACUCCACCAUGAUUGGACGCCUCUGGCUCACCGUCAUGGUGAUCUUUCGCCUCCUCAUCAUUGCCGUGGCGACUGAGGACGUGUACGCCGAUGAGCAGGAGAUGUUUGUGUGCAACACCCUGCAGCCGGGCUGCGCCACAGUCUGCUAUGAUGCCUUCGCGCCCAUCUCACAGCCGCGCUUCUGGGUCUUCCACAUCAUCAGCGUCUCGACUUCCGUCUCUCUGUUUAUCAUAUAUACGUGGCAUAAUCUGUCGAAGCUGCCGCAGGGACACAGCGGGCAGGAGGCAUUCAACCGGAGCUGUGACUCGGAUAGCUGCUCCAUCCGUUCACACCGGCACUUAGGUCACAGCUUGGCCAAUGUCUUGGAGGGAAUCACUGCCCAGAGUCAGAGCCUCCUAAAGGGAGCUGCCACCACUACAGCGGUCCUCUCCAAGUACUACGUGUUCCAUGUGUGUUUCCGGGCGCUGCUGGAGGUGGGCUUUGUCAUGGCCCAGUGGUUCCUCUUCGGCUUCCGAGUGCCCGUCCACCUUUUGUGCAAGGCCCCACCCUGCACGCAGCCCGUGGACUGCUACGUGUCACGGCCCACAGAGAAAACCAUCUUCCUCCUCUUCAUGUUCUGCGUGGGGCUCUUCUGCAUCCUCCUCAACCUUCUGGAGCUUAAUCAUCUAGGAUGGAAGAAGAUCAGACACUCAGUGAGGCUCAGGGAGGGAGGAUCAUGGGGGAAUUAUGGGGUAGAGAAAGGGGGCCCCUCACAGAUGUCGUCUCUGGGCCUUAGGGAUGUCACCAGUACGACGUUGCUACCGAACUUGGAUCUGGUAGUCGACCACCGGCCUGACUGGACCUGUGCUGGGAACUGUUCCCCAUUUAAUAAGGAUGCUGAUGCUGGUAUAGAGACAGAGCUGCAGCUUCCCAACAACCAGGAGCUCCAGAGAGGAGAGACACAGCUUCUGAAGAGCAAAGGGAAGGGCUGGAAAUCCAAGCUGCGCAGUACGGAGGUCUGGAUAUGAAGGAAAGA
Molecule: messenger RNA, 1817 nt
Organism: Oncorhynchus kisutch (coho salmon)
Lineage: Eukaryota; Metazoa; Chordata; Actinopteri; Salmoniformes; Salmonidae
Product: gap junction delta-2 protein-like
Exons: 4
Coding region: 754-1809 (351 amino acids)
Biological process (GO): cell-cell signaling
Cellular component (GO): connexin complex
Molecular function (GO): gap junction channel activity
Source: RefSeq, a predicted model, not a curated record